Messenger RNA from Pipistrellus kuhlii (Kuhl's pipistrelle), 2159 nucleotides. It is a transcript of the gene MOK, whose product is annotated as MOK protein kinase. The transcript has 12 exons. The record is from RefSeq and is a predicted model, not a curated record. Gene Ontology annotation, molecular function: ATP binding; protein serine/threonine kinase activity. The coding region runs from base 437 to 1756 and encodes 439 amino acids. NCBI's taxonomy places the organism in Eukaryota, Metazoa, Chordata, Mammalia, Chiroptera, Vespertilionidae. Gene Ontology annotation, biological process: protein phosphorylation; intracellular signal transduction. Gene Ontology annotation, cellular component: cytoplasm; nucleus.
CGCAGGAGCCUGGGUUGGCGGGAGGGAUGGGUCUCACGCUCCCUGACUUGUCACUCGCCCGCCCGCCCUCUGGCUGGAACACUCCGCCCUGUUCCGCUGGACCAGCCCCCGCGUGGCUCAGACAGCUCCCCUGCGGCCCCCCGGCCCCCGCCCCAAGUGUCUGAUCACCCCCGCCUCCCACCCCGACUUCGUGUCUGCAGAGCCGGCCGGGCCCCGAGUCCGUCGCUCCGGAGCCCCGCAGCCGUUUCGCGCACGCGCGGCAGGCCUCCCGGGGCGUCCCGGGCUGGGCGGUUGCCAGGGUGACGGGGACACAACAUGGCGGCCGGGUCCUAACCCUCCGACCGGGACCACCGCGGAGGUCCUAGUUCGAGACCCCGCCUCGGAGCCUUUCCUCUCCGCCCGGGGCCGGCCGGGCUGGCCGCCGGCUCCGUCCGGGAUGAAGAACUACAAAGCAAUUGGCAAAAUAGGCGAGGGAACGUUUUCUGAAGUUAUGAAGAUGCAGAGCUUGAGGGAUGGAAACUACUAUGCAUGCAAACAAAUGAAACAGCACUUUGAAAGUAUUGAGCAAGUGAACAACCUCCGAGAGAUACAAGCACUGAGGCGCCUGAAUCCACACCCAAACAUUCUUACGUUGCAUGAAGUGGUUUUUGACAGAAAAUCUGGUUCUCUUGCGCUAAUAUGUGAACUUAUGGACAUGAAUGUUUAUGAACUGAUACGAGGGAGAAGACAUCCGUUAUCAGAAAAGAAAGUUGUGCACUACAUGUACCAGCUGUGCCGGGCCCUCGAUCACAUGCACAGAAAUGGAAUAUUUCACAGAGAUGUAAAACCAGAAAAUAUAUUAAUAAAGCAGGAAAUCCUGAAAUUAGGCGACUUCGGGUCCUGUCGGAGCGUCUAUUCUAAGCAGCCGUACACGGAAUACAUCUCCACCCGCUGGUACCGGGCCCCCGAGUGCCUCCUCACCGACGGCUUCUACAGCCACAAGAUGGACCUGUGGAGCGCGGGCUGCGUCUUCUACGAGAUCACCAGGACGUUUCAGGACGUCGGUGCCGCGGACGGCCAGGAGGAAGGGGACUGUCCUAACCUCAGCCCCUUGUCACGUUCUUCCAGUCUGCAGCCCCUCUUCCCGGGAGCCAACGAGCUGGACCAGAUCUCCAAAAUCCACGACGUCAUGGGCACCCCCGCUGCCAAGACCCUCACCAAGUUCAAGCAGUCGAGAGCUAUGAGUUUUGAUUUUCCUUUUAAAAAGGGAUCAGGAAUACCUCUACAGACAGCCAAUCUGUCCCCGCAAUGCCUCUCCCUCCUGCACGCCAUGGUGGCCUAUGAUCCCGACGAGAGAAUCACUGCCCACCAGGCCCUGCAGCACCCCUAUUUCCAAGACCAGAGGGCCGCGGAGAAGCAGGCUCGGGGCGGCCACCGCAAAGUGGCACCGGAGCUGCUCAGUAACAAGUGGCAGAUUUCCAAGGAGGGCAGCAAGCAGAAACAGUCCCUGAAGCAGGAGGAGAGCCGGCCCCGCAGACAGGGCCCGGCCUACCUGAUGGAGCUGCCGCAGCUGAAGCUCCCCGGGGCCACCAAGCUCUCGUACUCCAGCCCGGCGCUGCAGACGGUGUUCAGGCCCGGCGGGAGCGGGAAGGUCCCGAUGCUGAGACCCCUGAAGUGUGGGGCCGCAAACCAGAAGGCAGAUGCACAGAAGGACAUCAAGCCUAACCUGAAGCAGUACCACCUGCCCACGAUCGAACGGAAAGGCGGGGGGUACUGAGCAGCGCGUCCAGCUCACCCUGGAGCAUCAGCGCGGGCUCGGUCCUCCGGGCCCGGGUCCCGGGCCCUGGCGAUCACAGUGCACACGCCAGCGGCGUGACGGCCCCAGGCCUGGGGCCGCCGCCCGCGCUCCAGCCGAAGGCAGCCGGACUGUAUGUUCGCUCUAAUACACGUGUAAAACCACCUCCCUCGAGGGUGCCAUUUCACUUUUGUAACCGAAGACUUUGAGACGGGAAAUCUUUUGUAUUUUUAUAUGAAUGCACACAGAAGUUAGAGUUUAUAUUUGUUGUUUAGGCUUGGCUGCCCCGCGGGCUCUGCGUGGGCUUCAGCACAUCGCCAAGAGCACUGAAGCACGUGGCUGCGUGAGGAUAGGCCGACUUUCAUUAAAGAAUAGCCCUCGUCAC